AUGAUAGGUCAGACAGCAUCACCCGCGGACGCUGGCCGAGGACGCGACGACGACGGCGAUGUAGCGACGGACGGUGACGUUGAUGAUGAAGUGUCGGACGGCGACGUUGAUAAUGAAGCGUCGGACCGAGACGACGAGGGCGAUGAAGCGACGGACGACGACGUUGACGAUGAAGCGUCGGACCGAGACGACGACGGCGAUGAAGCGACGGCCGACGACGUUGACGAUGAAGCAUACUGGGCAAGUGCUAACGCAGGUCACAAGCUAUACUACGGGAAACUCAGCUAG
Molecule: messenger RNA, 288 nt
Organism: Priapulus caudatus
Lineage: Eukaryota; Metazoa; Priapulida; Priapulimorpha; Priapulimorphida; Priapulidae
Product: prostatic spermine-binding protein-like
Exons: 2
Coding region: 1-288 (95 amino acids)
Source: RefSeq, a predicted model, not a curated record